CCCAAUUGCCACCCCCUCCCGUCUAUUUUUACAUCCACUUCUUCUGCCGGUAGUUAGGCCCCUCUCCCUUCUCAUCGCGCCGUCGUCGUCGUCGUCCCCGGCGGCCGGCCGGGCGUCGAAUUCGUCGGUGCGCUAGCUCUGGACCAUGACGACGGACAAGGGCCGGCCGCUGCCCAAGUUUGGGGAGUGGGACGUGAAGAAUCCGGCGUCGGCGGAGGGCUUCACCGUCAUAUUCCAGAAGGCUCGCGAUGAUAAGAAGACGACCGGCCCAAACGCUAAGGUGGGCAUACCACCGGCCUUUCGGAACACCGACGGCGGCGGCUACAGGCCUGAAUUCAAGCCUGCCGAGAGCUACCAAUACACACCACCCAAACGCGUCAAGAAGAGGUGGACAUUCUGCGGGUGUUGAUUUAUGUUUCUCCUGUUGCCGCCGCUGUUGUUUUCGGAUGACACAAUCACAACGCCGCGCCAGAAGUAUUUUUGAUGGGAGCACAUAGGAGAGGUGGAUGGUUUCAUGAUCAUGGUGUUCAAUCUCUCCCGAUGUAUUUGGCUAUGUCCAUAAUGAAAGUAUUUCUCGUUUGUAUCCAAAAAAUGGGCAUAAUAAACCAAACAGAGGGAACCAAUUGUUGAUUAUGUCCAA
This is a messenger RNA of Oryza brachyantha (malo sina), 640 nucleotides long. Its product is annotated as protein NOI4-like. Lineage: Eukaryota; Viridiplantae; Streptophyta; Magnoliopsida; Poales; Poaceae. The record is from RefSeq and is a predicted model, not a curated record. Bases 146 to 409 code for a protein of 87 amino acids. The transcript has 3 exons.